GGUCUUCGUUCUUCACGUUUCAAUGGCUUUAUGCAUUGGAGAACUCUCUUCUUGCUCAUCUUUUCGAUGAAGUAUCUUAGCAUUUUGAUUUCGCCUUUCAAUGCCGGACUUUGGGUGCGUGGCGAUGAUUCCUAGUGGACGAUUCCUAGAAACCCUAACAUCGGAAGUAGUGGCGUUAGGCGUAGCGUAGCUAGGAAUUUUGGUCUGAGGGGCACUAACUAAAAAAGCUUCAGAUCUUAAGGGGCACCACUAUAUGUAAAUGAGCUAACUUUUUAUGCCACCAAUAUGAAAAUAAUGUCUUUUUGUGAGGCUGGUGUGGACAACAGCCCACACCUGCCUAUAUGUGGCUCCGCCACUUAUCCGAAGGGCCGUUAAGGAAGCUGUACGUGUGCCUCUUUGUUUUCAUGGUUCGUGGAGCCGAGGAAUGAAGGUCAUAUGUAGUUGCGCUACGACGGUCUUCGGUGGGAAUGCUGUUCGUUGGCACACCCCUCAGAGAUGGGGUACAUUGAACCGACUUCUUUCCAGAUGGACAUUUCGAGGUUGCUGAUGGACUCUGAAGAUGUUUACUUUGAUUUUCAAACUCUCAACCUUCCUACUAAGAGUGCUUUAUAUGUUUGGGGAUACAACCAAUCUGGCCAGACUGGUAGGAAGGGUCAAGAAUGCCACCUGAGGAUUCCAAAGAAGCUCUCUCCUAAAUUAUUCAAAUGCAAUGGAGGCCCAACAGCACGCUGGCUAGAUGUUGCUUGUGGUCGUGGACAUACUGCUGCUGUGGCUUCAGAUGGGUCGUUGUUCACUUGGGGAUCAAAUGACUUUGGCCAGCUUGGAGAUGGGACCGAGGAAAGAAGCGAUCGUCCAAAAAGGGUGAAGCUUUUGCAGACAGAAAUUGUUAAGUCUGUCUCAUGUGGGGCCCAUUGUACAGCUGCAAUUGCUGAACCUCGUGAAAAUGAUGGGACACAACCUAAAGGGAAGUUGUGGGUUUGGGGACAAAAUCAGGGAUCAAAUUAUCCACGCUUGUAUUGGGGAGCUUUUACUCCAACUACUGCUGUGCGCCAAGUUUCUUGUGGAGCAGUUCAUGCGGUGGCUCUGUCAGAAGAUGGCUUGCUGCAGGCAUGGGGCUACAAUGAGUAUGGACAGCUUGGCAGAGGUUUUACUUGUGAAGGAUUGCAGGGGGCUCGGGUUGUAAAUGCUUUCCUGAGGUUUCUUGAUGAGGCCCCUGAAUUUGUGAAGAUUAUCCAUGUAUCAUGUGGGGAAUAUCAUACAGCUGCUAUAUCAGAGGACGGUGAGGUAUAUACAUGGGGUCUUGGUAAUGCGGGACAGCUUGGACACUGUUCUUUGCAGUAUGGGGAUAAAGAACUGCUACCUCGAAGAGUAGUUUCCCUUGAAAGGAUUGUGGUGAAGGAUGUAGCAUGUGGGGGUGUACAUACUUGUGCUUUGACGGAGAAAGGAGCUCUAUAUGCCUGGGGUGGUGGUCGGGAAGGUCAACUAGGACUUGGUCCUCAGAAUGGAUUCUUUUCUUGUCUUCCAAAUGAGACAGAGGCAUAUCUACGCAAUAUUCCAGUUCUGGUAGUGCCAUCAGGCGUGCAGCUUGUUACAUGUGGGCAUUCACAUACAUUGGUUGCCAUGAAAGAUGGGAGUAUUCAUGGAUGGGGCUAUAAUAGCUACGGUCAAGCGGCAAACAAAAAAUCAACAUAUGCUUGGCACCCAUCGCCUGUAGAUUGGUGUGUUGGAGUAGUGCGGAAACUGGCAGCUGGUGGUGGUCAUUCAGCUGUGUUAACUGAUGCAUAUUCUUUGAAAGAGCUUUGUGAAUUCAAGCUUGCAGAUAGUGUUACUUUGUCAAAUGCAAAUGAGAUUGAGGAUGUUGCUUCUAGAACUGGCUCGGAUGCUUUGGCACGCCUUUGUGAACGAUUGAGGGAACAUUUGCUUAGCAACAAAACAUGUAAUUGUGAAGAGGAGGAUGCUGGUUAAAAUGUACAGAAGCCUUCUAUUGAAUUAUUUUAUAUCGUGUAAAUGCUGAUAUAUUUGUUGUAGCAUCUUCCUACAUUAACUUAGAACUAUGUUUUCAAACUGAAGGUUAACUAAAGUUCACCAUGUAGUGCAGACAACGUGAUUCUCGUGGAAGCCUGAAAAAUUGCUUCAGAUUAAAGUAAUAAAAUGGUCAUGUCUGUAA
Nymphaea colorata (pocket water lily) is the source of this 2167-nucleotide messenger RNA. RefSeq names its product ultraviolet-B receptor UVR8. The transcript has 10 exons. Bases 496 to 1965 code for a protein of 489 amino acids. NCBI's taxonomy places the organism in Eukaryota, Viridiplantae, Streptophyta, Magnoliopsida, Nymphaeales, Nymphaeaceae. The record is from RefSeq and is a predicted model, not a curated record.